AGCACGACAAGAGCGGCAUUCGUUCUCAGUAGUAUGUCGAUUCAAUCGGGCUACACAUCCACUUCUGACCUCGAAUGUAGUGUUUAUCUAAAAUAACAAGUGGAAUAUUCUUUAAUUGAUUUACCCACGGAGUUCGGGAGGCGUUUUAUUUGGUGUCCUGGACGUUGACCAAUCGGACAGCUGCAUGUGGAAGGUCUCAGCCAAUGAUGGAGGCCUGGCCAGCAGCCUGGGUCCUAAUUCUAACGCUAAUCGCUGAUUGGCUGGAAGCGGCUCAAUCACGGGACUUCACUGUGAAGGACAUCAUCCUCCUCCAUCCAUCAACCACACCUCAUCCUGGAGGGUUCAAGUGCUUCACAUGUAAAGAUGCACCAGACAACUACGAAUGCAAUCGCUGGGCUCCGGACGUAUACUGCCCACGAGAGACCAGGUACUGCUACACCCUCCAUGUGAUGGACGUCCAGGGGAACACUGUGUCUGUGACCAAACGCUGUGUGGCCCUGGCCCACUGUCUGUCUACAGGCUGCACCCAGGACAACCAUGAAGGAUACGAGGUCUGCACUGCUUGCUGUGAAGGAAACAUCUGUAACAUGCAGUUGCCAAGAAACAAGACGGACGCCAUCUUUUCCACCACCUCUCUCCUCCACAGCAGUAACGGUCUACUCACACACUACUGGCUGCUCACUGGCUGUCUGAGCUCUACCGUCAUCAGCGUCAUGCUAUCCAACAGUCUAUGACAUCUAACACUCCUACCGUCAUCAGCGUCAUGCUCUCCAACAGUCUAUGACAUCUAACACUCCUACCGUCAUCAGCGUCAUGCUCUCCAACAGUCUAUGACAUCUAACACUCCUACCGUCAUCAGCGUCAUGCUCUCCAACAGUCUAUGACAUCUAACACUCCUACCGUCAUCAGUGUCAUGCUCUCCAACAGUCUAUGACAUCUAACACUCCUACCGUCAUCAGCGUCAUGCUCUCCAACAGUCUAUGACAUCUAACACUCCUACCGUCAUCAGCGUCAUGCUCUCCAACAGUCUAUGACAUCUAACACUCCUACCGUCAUCAGCGUCAUGCUCUCCAACAGUCUAUGACAUCUAACACUCCUACCGUCAUCAGCGUCAUGCUCUCCAACAGUCUAUGACAUCUAACACUCCUACCGUCAUCAGCGUCAUGGUGUCCAACAGUCUGACAUCUAACACUCCUACCGUCAUCAGCGUCAUGCUCUCCAACAGUCUAUGACAUCUAACACUCCUACCGUCAUCAGCGUCAUGGUGUCCAACAGUCUGACAUCUAACACUCCUACCGUCAUCAGCGUCAUGGUGUCCAACAGUCUAUGAUAUCUAACACUCCUACCGUCAUCAGCGUCAUGGUGUCCAACAGUCUGACAUCUAACACUCCUACCGUCAUCAGCGUCAUGGUGUCCAACAGUCUGACAUCUAACACUCCUACCGUCAUCAGCGUCAUGGUGUCCAACAGUCUGACAUCUAACACUCCUACCGUCAUCAGCGUCAUGCUCUCCAACAGUCUAUGACAUCUAACACUCCUACCGUCAUCAGCGUCAUGCUCUCCAACAGUCUAUGACAUCUAACACUCCUACCGUCAUCAGCGUCAUGGUGUCCAACAGUCUGACAUCUAACACUCCUACCGUCAUCAGCGUCAUGGUGUCCAACAGUCUGACAUCUAACACUCCUACCGUCAUCAGCGUCAUGGUGUCCAACAGUCUGACAUCUAACACUCCUUCUGCAUGGUAGAAGAAGUAGAUCUGAGUUUGAUCACCAGAUAUUUGGUGUUAUAAUUUUAUGAAGUUACUCUUCUGUUGUUUAAUUUAUCCUCUUUUUUUAACCGAGACAGUAUUGAUGGAAUCUUCUAGAUUUUGUUUCAUCGUAAGUUCUCCUGUUAUAUGUACUGGAUUCUAUGUGCAGUAUGUAAUAUAUGUACAUAGUAUUUAUUUUGUAUAAUACAUUUAACAACUGUUAAAUACCUGUAGUUAACAUUAGAUUCAGGUAGAAUGAAAAGUGAACUAGGUUGCAGUGCAGUGUUUUUGUUCCUGGAGUCUUCUGGUUGGUUGAGGCUGUGUGCCCACCAUACCCAUGAGACUGAUGACUGAUCAUUUCCUCUCAACCCAUUGGCUAUCUGGCUGUGGAAGAUAUGACAUCAACCAUUACACUACAAUGUGGCAACAUGUUUCUGUAUUUCUUACAGUUCUGUCCAAUACAAAGGUUGGCACUUAUUGAUUAGCAUGUCGUCUUUAGCAUGAUGGUCUAAACAUCCUGUACAGAUCCCAUAUACCAAGUGUGGUAUACAUUGUGUUCACCAUUAAAAUGUAUUAUACCAGGUUUGGUAUACAUUGUGUUCACCAUUAAAUAUAUACCAGGUUUGGUAUACAUUGUG
This is a messenger RNA of Salvelinus fontinalis (brook trout), 2384 nucleotides long. RefSeq names its product ly6/PLAUR domain-containing protein 6-like. NCBI's taxonomy places the organism in Eukaryota, Metazoa, Chordata, Actinopteri, Salmoniformes, Salmonidae. Bases 204 to 734 code for a protein of 176 amino acids. The record is from RefSeq and is a predicted model, not a curated record. Gene Ontology annotation, biological process: positive regulation of canonical Wnt signaling pathway. The transcript is spliced from 5 exons. Gene Ontology annotation, molecular function: acetylcholine receptor inhibitor activity.